Myxocyprinus asiaticus (Chinese sucker) is the source of this 1968-nucleotide messenger RNA. RefSeq names its product ankyrin repeat domain-containing protein 29-like. Lineage: Eukaryota; Metazoa; Chordata; Actinopteri; Cypriniformes; Catostomidae. The record is from RefSeq and is a predicted model, not a curated record. Bases 199 to 1098 code for a protein of 299 amino acids. Gene Ontology annotation, molecular function: protein binding. The transcript is spliced from 10 exons.
AAACAGAUAGAGGCGGGGGGAUUCGCUGUUGAUGCAAAAGCUCGAUGUCCAGUUCAACACUUAAUGUGGUAAACAGAACAGUAGCUGUAUUCUUUCAGAUCUUCAGACAGGCAGAUAGGAAACCAUAUUGUUAAUGAAUGGGCGCUGCAAAGGAGACCGCACGAACAAGCAACAUGAAACUCGAAUGAAGAUCCUAAGAUGUCUUUCAAGAAGGAAACACCCCUUGCCAACGCUGUGUUUUGGGCAGCAAGGAAAGGAAACUUGGCCUUGCUUCAGCUGUUGUUGAACAGUGGCCGUGUGGAUGUAGACUGCAAAGAUGGUCAGUAUGCCACUACAGCGUUAAUGGUGGCAUCCUACAAUGGUCACUAUGAUUGUGUCCGGGAGCUCAUCUUGCAAGGUGCAGAUAUCAACCUGCAGAGAGAGACAGGUUCUACUGCCCUCUUCUUUGCUUGUCAACAGGGCCAUAAUGAAAUUGUCAAGCUUCUGUUUGAAUUUGGAGCAUCUACUGAGUUUCGGACAAAGGAUGGUGGGACGGCACUCUCUGCUGCCUGUCAGUACGGUCACUCUAAAGUGGUCGACACCCUUUUGAAGAACGGAGCAAACGUCCACGACCAGCUCAAUGAUGGAGCAACACCUUUAUUUUUGGCCUCCCAGGAGGGUCACGUGACCGUCAUACGUCAGCUUUUGUCAUCUGGGGCUAAAGUCAAUCAACCACGAGAGGAUGGCACGGCUCCACUCUGGAUGGCAGCCCAGAUGGGAUAUUGUGAGGUGGUGAAAGUUCUGCUGCUACGGGGGGCAGAUCGUGAUGCAGAUAGGAACGAUGGCUCCACAGCUCUGUUCAAGGCUGCGCAUAAAGGACAUUGUAAUGUUAUUGAGGAGCUCCUCAAGUUCUCCCCAUCUCUCGGUCUUCUGAAGAAUGGUUCUACAGCUCUUCAUGCAGCCGUCAUGGGCGGGAAUCCAAAAACAGUUGCACUUUUGCUGAAGGCAAAUGCUGAUCCAGCUCUACCCAACAAGAAUAACGAACUGCCAGAAUAUCUUACACAGAAUGAGCGCAUCCUUAGACUCCUGCGACGGCCGAUACAGAAUGGAGGGAGUUGAUGACUGCUGUGUUUGGUCGUAGCUUUUUGCAAUGUUUGUUUUUAGGUCCAUGAAAAAUAAAUGCACUACAUCCUCCCAAGAGAGGUUAUUGAAAACAGACCAGUGGUUGCCUGUUACAGCUUUCCAGUCUUCUAACAGCAGUUUUAACGGUGCUUGCUUGCAGCUUGCAGCAGAUCAACAAUGCAAAUGCACUGACAAGCAUUAUUGCUUUUUCUUUCUCCUGGAAAUGAUAUGACAUGAAAAUAAUUUCAUUCAGCUUUUUUAAUUUAUUUAUAAAUGUCACGGUCUCUAGUAUCUAUAAAAUUGGCCUAUUUAGAAUGCAGCAGUUUAUGUUUGGUACUUUUAUUGCAUUGUUUUAAACUUAAUAAUGUUACAGAGUCUUUUUAUCAUGUCAAUAUAUUUAAUUAAAUAUAACUGGGCUCAUAAAUCAGUUUUAGUGUCAUACAUUCUCCAAAGACAAAUAACGACAAUAUCCAGCUACAUCCAAAUAAAAAAAGUUCAAUACAUCCUGGUCACUUGUCGGCUCUUUGCUGAGAGACUUAUUUUGCCAUAUUUAUUUUUCUGUGAAAUGCAGUUCAGAUUUUAAUAUAUACAUUAGUUUUCACACUCAAACUAAGUUGGACUAGGUGCUUCAAUACAUUUUUUCUUAACAUUGAUUUGUUUAAUCCUUUUGUCUUGUGAAAAAUAUGGUAAACUGUAUGUUUAUGAAAACAAUAAAUGUACAGAAUAAUGCAGGUUUUUUUUUUCAGUUCUAUUAUUGCAUAUUAAUAUACAUGCAUAUUAACAUAACACCAGAUGACUUCAUUCGUUGUCUAUGAUGAAGAACGCCACAAAGUUUACACGGUUAAAAUGAUGUAAACGGGAAAAAUA